CAUGUAGAAAGUGGGUGGAGGGGCCUUGAGAACUCAGACAGCUGCAGCAUCCAUAAGCUGCUCCGCUGGAGGUGUGCUGUCCUUGCUGUCAGCCAUCCCUAUCUAGCAGAGGAGAGCUUAGUCUGGGUGGCUUGGUCUGGGUGACUGAGCCUGGGCUCCACACCUCACCCCUGGAUGCCCAGCCCCUGAAAGAGAAGCUGAGAGCUGCUUGACACCCAACCCACCUCCUGGCCCCACUCUUUUCCUCUUUGGAGGAUCUCCUGCAUAGCCAUCAGAGCUCAGCCCAGCAGGACCCUCUGGUCAGGGCUAUGGCCUCCAUUCUGCUAAGACAGGGCUGGGGUCUCCUCAUUAGUAGUGAGUGAAUAUUUCUGAGGAAUGGAGGUGCCAGCCAGGAAUCAGUCCCUAGAGUGGGAACCCUGAAGUCACAUUUGUAACCUGGAUGAGCCAUGCACAUCGAGGGGCACAGAACAUGGAGCUAGGCCCCCGGCAGCAGCAAGACGCUGGCUAUUCCACCUGCCCACGAGAACAGCCGCCACCAGUACCCAGGGGAUGACUAGCGGCCGGACCACAGGCCACAAAAAGAAGAAGGCUACCUCACUUACAGAUGCAGACCAUGUGGGGCUCCGGAGAACUGCUUGUAGCAUGGUUUCUAGUGUUGGCAGCAGAUGGUACUACUGAGCAUGUCUACAGACCCAGCCGUAGAGUGUGUACUGUGGGGGUUUCCGGAGGUUCCAUCUCGGAGACCUUUGUGCAGCGUGUAUACCAGCCUUACCUCACCACUUGCGACGGACACAGAGCCUGCAGCACCUACCGAACCAUCUACCGGACUGCCUAUCGCCGUAGCCCUGGGGUGACUCCUGCAAGGCCUCGCUAUGCCUGCUGCCCUGGUUGGAAGAGGACCAGCGGGCUCCCUGGGGCUUGUGGAGCAGCAAUAUGCCAGCCUCCAUGUGGGAAUGGAGGGAGUUGCAUCCGCCCAGGCCACUGCCGCUGCCCUGUGGGAUGGCAGGGAAAUACUUGCCAGACAGAUGUUGAUGAAUGCAGUACAGGAGAGGCCAGUUGUCCCCAGCGCUGUGUCAAUACUGUGGGAAGUUACUGGUGCCAGGGAUGGGAGGGACAAAGCCCAUCUGCAGAUGGGACGCACUGCCUGUCUAAGGAGGGGCCCUCCCCGGUGGCCCCAAACCCCACAGCAGGAGUGGACAGCAUGGCGAGAGAGGAGGUGUACAGGCUGCAGGCUCGGGUUGAUGUGCUAGAACAGAAACUGCAGUUGGUGCUGGCCCCACUGCACAGCCUGGCCUCUCGGUCCACAGAGCAUGGGCUACAAGAUCCUGGCAGCCUGUUGGCCCAUUCCUUCCAGCAGCUGGACCGAAUUGAUUCACUGAGUGAGCAGGUGUCCUUCUUGGAGGAACAUCUGGGGUCCUGCUCCUGCAAAAAAGAUCUGUGAUAACCUCUCACCACCCAGGCUGGAUCGAGCAGUCAUCCUAGAUCCCUUGUAGCCAGAGUUCAGGCACUGUCUGUCUGGUGGUGCCUAUGCCUCAUUGUCCCUUUCUUAGGAGGUUCCUAGGACUUGGGCAUGGGGAGUGGGGUCUUGUGUGACUCUUCAGUGGGGCUCCCUGUCUAAGUGGCAAGGUGGGGAUUGUCUCCAUCUUUGUCAUAAUAAAGCUGAGACUUGA
Mus caroli (Ryukyu mouse) is the source of this 1670-nucleotide messenger RNA. It is a transcript of the gene Egfl7, whose product is annotated as EGF like domain multiple 7. Gene Ontology annotation, molecular function: calcium ion binding; signaling receptor binding. Gene Ontology annotation, cellular component: cell surface; extracellular region. Lineage: Eukaryota; Metazoa; Chordata; Mammalia; Rodentia; Muridae. Gene Ontology annotation, biological process: anatomical structure development. The record is from RefSeq and is a predicted model, not a curated record.